AUAUAGCAACCAAACUCUAGCGCCCGCCGUGGCGGUUGUGCCGCGCCGCCAUGAAAACCGAGCCUCAAUCGAGACGCUCCGGCGACAGCUCAACCUCGAGUGGAGGCGACAUGGUCAGCCCACUGUUGAGCGGAGGCGGCAAGACUCCGCGGGAGGAGAUCCUCAUGCAACCGGACGUCUACAUCGGCUCGGUUGAGAAGCGUACGCAGAAGCUCUGGGUCUACGAGGGCGCCAGGAUGAAGCACCGCGAGGUCACUUACGUACCAGGUCUCUACAAGAUCUUCGAUGAGGUCCUCGUCUACGCCGCCGACAACAAGCAGCACGACCCCACCAUGAAGUACCUCAUCGUUGAAAUCGACGCCGCUCAGUGCCGCAUCUCCGUCUUCUACAACGGAGACGGGGACGGGAUCCCGAUUGAGGUCCACAGCCAGGAGGAGGGCGUCUACGACAUGCCGGAGAUGGUCUUUGGCCACCUCACCAACUGCGAGUCUGCGACCCCAACGUGGAAGAGGUCUCUGGCGGGAGGAGCAGUUACGGCGUCAAGCUUGCCAAUAUAUUCUCGACGGAGUUCGUCGUCGAGGUCGCUGACAGACGCCGAGAGAGGAAGUACAAGCAGGUUUUCUCUGAAAAUAUGGGGAAGAAAUCUGAACCCCAGGUUACAUUUUCCUUGAAAGGGGAAAAUUGGACCAAGGUCACCUUCAAGCCUGACAUUGCCAAGUUCAACAUGACUCAUCUUGAUGAUGAUGCCAUUGCCCUCAUGGACUGCUUGAAAAAGGAGCUCCUAUGUCAUGUGACCCAAUGGAUUGGGGACAAAUGAUAAAAACUUCCUUUCUGUGUUUAAGGUUUAUACCAGUGUUGAUAUCUGUAGUCUAUAAUAUCACGCGGAUUAUUAUGGAGUUAAGUGUCUAGGAACUAUUUCAGUGCAACUAGCAGCUGAGUACCCUGCAACUGCAACCAGGGUUUCAGCUCCACGCUCACCCCGAUCUCCCAUUGCCUAGUGCAUGGUUGGGCUUGGUUAUCUAUGACAAAUCGGUUGAUAGA
Molecule: messenger RNA, 1041 nt
Organism: Sorghum bicolor (sorghum)
Lineage: Eukaryota; Viridiplantae; Streptophyta; Magnoliopsida; Poales; Poaceae
Product: DNA topoisomerase 2
Exons: 2
Coding region: 51-671 (206 amino acids)
Biological process (GO): sister chromatid segregation; resolution of meiotic recombination intermediates
Cellular component (GO): nucleus
Source: RefSeq, a predicted model, not a curated record